GGUCCUUCUCGAUCAUUGAUUCACCUCGUCCAGAAACCGAGAAAAGAGGGUUUCUCCCCCACUCCCUGCUCUUUUGUUCUCCUCCCCCUUCAUCUGCGCCGUGCAUUUAUUUUAGAUGUGAGAUGCAGGUGAAGCAGCCCUACUGGACUUGUUGCUGUUGGCUUGGAGUCUGUCUGUGGCUCUUAGCUGGAGAAGGAGGAUGUGUCUAUGAAAAACUCUGUGGAAUUGCCCCAUGUGGCAGGAAUACCAAUGGUGGAUUACAGCCCAGCAGACAACAGUGUCAUGGUGCGCGCUGCUUCAGCAGGUCGAAUCGCUCAUCUCUUUCUUUCAUUCAGCCAUCCAGCAAGCAACAACCACAUCAGUCUUCUAGAGGCAGCAUCCUGGGGCUCUUAGCUGUGACCGGCAGAGGUACAGAUGUGAUAUGCUCUGGAGGAAGGGACUGUCCCAGAAGAAUUCUGAAUAGCACCAUGCAGGACUGCAGAGGCAUUGAGUGUCGGCUACCCCUGCACAUUCGUCAGAAGCCAAGACCUGCAAGCCAAAUCUCUCCAUGCCCACCAGAUCAAGGGGAACGCUGCCUUGAGCCUACCUCGGCCAGAGUAACUGAGAAGGCAGCACAAUUCAUUGAGGAAGAGCUUGCCUACACAGCUUCAGAACUUGGUGGUGCUUCUCUUGGUGUUCAGCUCACCUGUGAUGUUAAACCAGGAGGUAAUGAAGUUCCAUCUGAGGAUGCACUUGUGCUCCAACUACAGCUUACAAAAGGCCAAGAACAGUUUGUUGAAACACUAAAAAGUCAGCAGGCAAUCAUUGUGGAUUUGCAGCAAAAACUUACAGAGCAGCAGGAUGCAUUAGUUACCCAGCAGCGGGAAAUUAUUCUGCAACAAAGAAAAAUGUAUGAACAAAUGGAUCUGAUCAAAGUUCAGUACGGCAUGCUUUUUGACACAGUGAAGCAAAUGUCAUUUAAGGGUUUGCAAGAGGACAUCCAGCAUUACUUUGAGGCUAAUCUUCAAAACCUGCAGAAGGAAGUCAGAAAUCAUCUCCAGAAGUCCUAUUCUGGGCAUAAACUAAACGUGGAUGCAAAAAUGAUUGAUAUUGGAGAAACUUUAAUGGAGUGUGGCUUUUGUGAAAGUGAUGAAUUUUGCAAUUUUCAGAAGACACCAUCACAAUGUGAAAAAUGUACCUUGUGUCCUGCUGGCUUUUUUCAGCUAUUGGAUUGUUCCACAAAUGCAGAUCGAAUAUGCCAGGAUAAAGAUGAAUGCACCCAAUUACCAAGUAUCUGUGGAGAAAGAAUGAAAUGCCUGAACACACCAGGAGGAUUCCGCUGUUUUGGAAUGGCAGAAAAAGAGGCUGCUCUGGGGUUGUGUGGAGAGGAAUAUUUUUUUAAUAAAGAGCAGCAGGAGUGCCAAGCCUGUCUCGUGUGUGAUGAUGGAACGGUUAUUCUACCUUGUUCGCUUGUGAGCGAUACAGUUUGUUCAACAGCUGUUGAAACCCUUCUGUCUGAGACAUGGGCUGCAGAUACAGCUUUACCCUUGUCUGGCUCAUCUCAGAUCUACCCUGGAUUUAAGCUGAAGUUGAAAGAAAAACAAGGAUGCAAUAUGGGUACCCUUGAAGAAGGCAGCUUGGUGUUCAAAGACCAUGGCUUAAUAUGGGCCGAUUUCAAUUUUGCUGUGAAACAUAACUGCAGAAAUUUCCUCCACCUUUCCUUAAAAUUCAAGGACAGUGAAGAAGGCUAUGAACUAAGUGGAGUUCGUAUUGAACAACCAGAAGUCAAACUGUUUCAGAGUGCCAGUGUGAGUUGUGCUGCAGAAGUAGAGCCAAGCCAAACCCUUUCAAUAUUUUUGAAGAGCCCUAAUCAAUUCUGCAACCAAAGUAAAGAUUUAGACAUAUAUAAUCUUCAAACCCCUCUCAGCUUGUUUUGGUUAUCUCAUGAUACAGGAGCUGUAGCCAUGACUGCACAAAUAAUGACCGCAGUUCACUAUCAGACAAAUUAUCAACCGACCUUUAAAUUUGUUUCUCUUUCUGACUCUUAUAUGCUAACCUUAUGUCAUGAUGGUAGAGCCAUCAAGUUUACUGAAACGGGGGUUGUGAAAUUUGUUUUUCAGCAAGCUCUGUAUUCCAUGGGUCACACCUGCAUUCAUGAGGGUUUCAGUAUGGUGGUUUAUCUGAACAAAAAUGGAACUAAUGCAGAACUGAUGACGGUUUAUAAAUCUGGUGUCAAUUACAGAGAUACUUCAAUCUCCGUUUCUGGAGCCACCAAAGUCAGUGCUGGGGAUCUAAUGAGCUUUGAGAUCCUUUCUCCUGCCCAAUGCAGCGUUCGUUAUUUUGGAGACAGCUCUGGAAUUAGUACACUCAGCCUCAUCUGGCUUCCAUCUGCUAUUUCUACUGCAUUGUCUGCCAGAGUCUCUGUAAUAGGAUUGCCUACAGGAGCUGUCAGAAACAAACUUUUGGAUUUUGUACAAGUCUCAAUCUAUGAGAAACAGAUCUAUUUAAUAUCUGCUGGACAAUUUGCCCAAAAAUACUUUGUGUUUACAGAAGAAGGAAUUGCUAGCAUUGUGUUCACUUUAAAAUUAAUUCAUUCAUGCAAUAUGCUCCGGGUAACUUUAAAUCAGCAUAUCAGUGAUAAUGCCCCUCUUAACAUAAUUGCUCAACAAAUUGGAGGCCAAGUACCUGAAGGUAGCAUCUGGGCCAGUGUUAGCCUUCGUUCCUCUUUCAAGGUUCACAAUGGAACCAUGAUAUCUGUAUCGCUAGAUUGCGUGCGUGGCAGAAUUAACCACAUUGCUCAUGAAUAUGGAACAAGCUUAUCUAUCUUAUGGAUAUCUUCAUAG
Molecule: messenger RNA, 2822 nt
Organism: Thamnophis sirtalis
Lineage: Eukaryota; Metazoa; Chordata; Lepidosauria; Squamata; Natricidae
Molecular function (GO): heparin binding; protein binding; calcium ion binding
Source: RefSeq, a predicted model, not a curated record